Messenger RNA from Vigna angularis (adzuki bean), 687 nucleotides. RefSeq names its product secreted RxLR effector protein 161-like. The record is from RefSeq and is a predicted model, not a curated record. The coding region runs from base 1 to 687 and encodes 228 amino acids. NCBI's taxonomy places the organism in Eukaryota, Viridiplantae, Streptophyta, Magnoliopsida, Fabales, Fabaceae. The transcript has a single exon.
AUGAAAAAUAUUCCAUAUGCUUCAGCUGUCGGAAGUCUUAUGUAUGCUCAAGUUUGUACUAGACCUGACAUUGCAUUUGCAGUUGGAGUUUUAGGAAGAUAUCAGAGUAAUCCAGGUGUUGACCACUGGAAAGCUGCAAAGAAAGUAAUGAGAUAUCUUCAAGGAACAAAAGAUUUCAUGCUCAUGUAUAGACGAACUGCUAAUUUAGAAGUGAUUGGCUACUCCGAUUCAGACUAUGCUGGCUGCGUUGAUUCACGAAAAUCAACGUCUGGUUACAUUUUUAUGUUAGCUGAUGGAGCAGUAUCUUGGAGUAGCAAAAAGCAGACCUUGACUGCUACUUCUACUGUGGAAGCUGAAUUCGUUUCUUGUUUUGAGGCUUCUUCACAUGGUGUAUGGUUGAAGAGUUUUAUUUCUGGGCUUAGAGUUGUGGACUCAAUUGCUAGGCCACUGAAGUUGUACUGUGAUAACUCUGCUGCUGUUUUCAUGGCUAAGAAUAAUAAAAGUGGAAGUCGAAGUAAGCACAUCGACAUUAAAUAUCUAGCCAUAAGAGAACGUGUUAAAGAAAAGAAAGUGGUUAUUGAGCACGUUAGCACUGAGUUGAUGAUUGCUGAUCCUUUAACUAAAGGCAUGCCACCAAAGAAUUUUAAGGAUCAUGUAACGCGAAUGAGACUUGGUUCCAUGAUGUGA